AUGGAGAAUAGAACAGUGAUAGAUAAGGUUCAAGUUGCGGCAUUAUUGCAUGAAGAGGAGGACAAAACUAGACAGGAUGGCAGUGACAGCGAAGUAGAGGACCAUACGAGUAAAGAUGACGUUCAAAGUGACAAUGAUGACGAGUAUAUGGACGAAAUUGUCAAUCAAGACUUGUCCGACCACUCCCAAACAUCUCCUGGAAAACUUGAACAUGACCAUCGUAAAGUCAUUCCGCCUCAUAGAGUAAUCAGCAUAUCUCGUGCCACUGUGUAUGAUAUAUUAAAAGAACAUUCCACAAAAGGCGGCCAGCAGUCACCCCCCACCGCCUUCGCAAACGAAAAUACUCUUAACGUGGUGAGUUUAAGAUAUGGACUAAUGUGGAAUAAGUAG
Diatraea saccharalis (sugarcane borer) is the source of this 390-nucleotide messenger RNA. The record is from the annotation of a GenBank genome assembly. NCBI's taxonomy places the organism in Eukaryota, Metazoa, Arthropoda, Insecta, Lepidoptera, Crambidae.